AUGACAGAUGCAAGUAGUUCAGCAGACGAAUCAGAUUCGACCUUAACAUCUAAUCUUUUAUCAAUCCCUUCAAGUCCAUCUAAUAAUUCAUUACACCCACCUACGAAAUCAAGAAAUAUAAAACCGAAUACGAAAAGAAUAAAUAAAGGACCGAUCCAACCUACAUCUGAACCUAAACCCACUGUCUUAGGAAGUACAAGGAAUAAAACAUUGGUACUUGAUUUAGAUGAAACUUUGAUUCAUUCGACUAGUGGUGGAGCUAGUGGUUCAGCUGUUCAUGCUGGAUUGAAGGUUAGAGUUGUUGAAGUCGUUCUAGAUGGUCGGAUUGUCGUUUAUCAUGUUUAUAAAAGACCUUGGGUUGAUUUUUUCUUGAAAACGGUUUCUAGUUGGUAUACUGUCGUGAUCUUUACGGCUUCUAUGAGAGAAUAUGCGGAUCCGGUGAUCGAUUGGUUAGAUCAAGGACGUGGAAUAAUAGAUGGAAGAUUGUUUAGAGAGUCUUGUACAAAUAUUAAAGGAUCUUAUAUGAAAGAUUUAACGAUUGUUGAAAGAGAUUUAAGUAAAGUCUGUUUAGUUGAUAAUAGUCCGAUAAGUUAUGGAUUACAUCAAGCUAAUGGAAUCCCAAUCGAAGGAUGGUUAAACGAUCCAAGCGAUGAAGGUUUAUUAGAUUUGUUACCUAUGCUUGAUAGUCUUAGGUUUACAAAAGAUGUGAGAAGGAUCUUGGGCUUAAGAGGAUUUUCUAAUCAAGUUUUAAUCAAGAAUCAAUCUUCUAAUCUUAGUCAUCAGAUCUCAAUUAAAAAAAAUUCUUGA
This is a messenger RNA of Melampsora larici-populina 98AG31, 807 nucleotides long. RefSeq lists its product as uncharacterized. NCBI's taxonomy places the organism in Eukaryota, Fungi, Basidiomycota, Pucciniomycetes, Pucciniales, Melampsoraceae. The record is from RefSeq and is a predicted model, not a curated record. The transcript has 5 exons. Bases 1 to 807 code for a protein of 268 amino acids. Gene Ontology annotation, molecular function: protein serine/threonine phosphatase activity.